This is a messenger RNA of Metopolophium dirhodum (rose-grain aphid), 901 nucleotides long. RefSeq names its product geminin-like. The record is from RefSeq and is a predicted model, not a curated record. The transcript has 5 exons. Bases 142 to 672 code for a protein of 176 amino acids. NCBI's taxonomy places the organism in Eukaryota, Metazoa, Arthropoda, Insecta, Hemiptera, Aphididae. Gene Ontology annotation, biological process: regulation of DNA replication.
GCGUGCGCGCACGACAAUAAGCCGACGAUCAGUUCGGCCACCGACGGAACGCUGUAAUUCCCAGCGCCCCGUGUUUUUCACUCGUCGCCCGCCAACCGAAGUCCGAACUGCCGACUGCAACCGGUCUUCGCCUGCAAAGAAAUGUUCUACAAAAAAGGUACCAGAAAGUUAUUGCAAACAUUGCAGCCGUCCGGAGUCGACAAAGAAAAUUCAGUUGGGACCGGCAGAUUUCAUAAACACAAUUCUGAUCCUAAAAUAUUGAAGCCACAAUUUAAGACUGCAGUAGAUGUUAAAUCCGAUGAAAAUAAAUCUUUAGUUGCAAAAGUAAAUCCAUCUCUCUACAAAAAGUUAAUUAUCGAAGAUCUCACUAGCAUUGUUGGUCCUAGUGAAAAAUAUUGGGAGGUUACUGCAGAACACCGUAGGAAGGCUUUGGAAGAAGUUCUUGAACAAAAUCGUAAAUUACUUUCCAUAGUGAUGGCAUUGGGAGAAGAAAAUGCAUCUUGUAAAAAAUUACUCGAACAAACAACUGAUCUCGUUAACACAUUAAAGGAAGUACUAAAUGAAAAAGAUCAUAAAUCAACUGAAGAUUAUGUCGAUAAUGACAUUUCAUCAAUCAACUCAAAUCAAAUUAACAGCAACGAUGAUUCUUUUGGCAGAAUAAAUUAUUUUUAAAUGUAACAAUUAAUUCAUUUUUUUCAAAUUAUUAAAUUGAUUUUUUUUUGUUCCUACCAAGUAUUGUAUUAUUUUGAAUUAAGCUUAAUCAUAUCAAUAUUUUUUUAAGUAAAUAUCCAUUUUUAACAGUUUUUAUGUUAUAUAUAUACGAAAAUGAAAACAAUGAUGAUUUGUUAAUCUAGACAUUUUGACUUAAUUGCUUUACAAUAAAUUGUAUAUAUAUUGAAAC